This is a messenger RNA of Ictalurus furcatus (blue catfish), 1965 nucleotides long. It is a transcript of the gene camkvb, whose product is annotated as CaM kinase-like vesicle-associated b. Bases 500 to 1720 code for a protein of 406 amino acids. Lineage: Eukaryota; Metazoa; Chordata; Actinopteri; Siluriformes; Ictaluridae. Gene Ontology annotation, biological process: peptidyl-serine phosphorylation. The record is from RefSeq and is a predicted model, not a curated record. Gene Ontology annotation, cellular component: intracellular anatomical structure. The transcript has 10 exons. Gene Ontology annotation, molecular function: calcium/calmodulin-dependent protein kinase activity; ATP binding; calmodulin binding.
UCUCCCCUGAGUCCCGAGUCAGUCUUUCUCCGCGAGACACGCUUGCACCAUCGCCGUGCCCAGCUCUGGGCGUUUUGAAGUAAAUUAAUUUCGCUGGCGGGUUCGAGUCCCACGGUACCGCAUGCUAUUUCUCUGGCUGCUGAAUUUGGAAGCUUUGACUCGUAACGCUAUUCAGGCACAGCGUUGAUUUCCCCCGAUGGGAUCGGACGGUCCUGGAGACGAGCCGAGUGUCUGACACCGCACACAGUGAUGGGUAUUGUGGUAGAAAUCAUUUGUAUUUGAUUGGUUGAUUGAUUUAUUCAGGGUCCGCGUGUGAUAUUAGAGUCGAGUUUGUCUCGAAUGUGGCCGGUCCUGAAUUUACAUUCGAAUAGAAGAGGAAUGUCUUUUCUUUUUCUCCACCUUUCUUCUCCAUGUCCUACUACGUCCAGUAUUUCUUCAUGAACCUCUCAAUUAUACUCUUUAUGCGUGUGUCUUUCUCUCUUCUCUCCCCAGGAGGGCCAUGCCGUUUGGCUGUUUAACGCUCGGAGAGAAGAAGGACUACAACAGUCCCACGGAUAUCACCGACAGAUAUGACCUGGGGCAGAUUGUGAAAUCGGAAGAGUUCUGCGAGAUCUUCCGAGCCAAGGACAAGACGACAUCGAAAAUGUACACCUGCAAAAAGUUCCUGAAGAAGGACGGGAGGAAAGUGCGCAAGGCUGCCAAGAAUGAGAUUUUCAUUCUGAAGAUGGUGAAGCAUCCUAACAUUCUCCAGCUGGUGGACGUCUAUGAGACAAGAAAAGAAUAUUUCCUCUUCUUGGAGCUUGCUACAGGUAGAGAGGUGUUUGACUGGAUCCUGGACCAAGGAUACUACUCUGAGAAAGACACCAGCAACGUGAUUCGGCAGGUGUUGGAGGCUGUGGCGUACCUGCACUCCCUCAAUAUCGUCCAUCGCAACCUGAAGUUGGAGAAUCUGGUGUAUUACAACCGCCUGAAGCACUCCAAAAUAGUUAUCAGUGAUUUCCACCUGGCCAAGCUUGAGAACGGGCUUAUUAAAGAACCAUGUGGGACUCCAGAGUACCUAGCUCCAGAAGUUGUUGGGAGACAGAGAUAUGGCCGACCCGUGGACUGCUGGGCUCUUGGAGUGAUCAUGUACAUACUGCUUUCUGGGAACCCUCCGUUCUACGACGAAGCCGACGACGACGAUUACGAAAACCACGACAAGAACCUGUUCCGCAAGAUUCUGGCAGGAGAUUACGAGUUUGAUUCGCCGUACUGGGACGAAAUCUCUGACUCAGCUAAAAGUUUAGUCGCGCGUCUCAUGGAGGUCGACCAAGAUCAGAGACUCACAGCGCAGGAAGCCAUCAACCAUGAAUGGAUAUCCGGAAACGCUGCCUCAGAUAAAAACAUCAAGGAAAACGUGUGCGCACAGAUGGAGAAGAAUUUCGCACGAGCCAAGUGGAAGAAAGCUGUACGAGUCACGACCAUCAUGAAGAGGCUGAGAGCUCCGGAGCACCACCAAACUGCCGCUGCAGCUCAGCCCAGCGAGGGAGCCGCAAACCCUGCAGGAGGAGCACAGGAAAAUCCCCAGGCUCCGGCUGAGGCCUCCACGUCCCCCGCAGGCACAGAGCCCCCUGCUGGUCUGGAGGCACCAAACGCAGAAGCUUCUUCAUCACGGUGCAAUGGUGAAUCUCCAGCUCCUCCGCCUUUCGCCACACCGACCGGAGACGAGCAGAACGGUUAAAGUCUGUCCCCCUACCCAGCCACAUCUCUCGCAGCAAACCCUCAGCUCUGUAAAUUAGCAUCUAGCAUGGUCACCCUGAGCCUGCUUCGCUCUCACGGUAACAUUAGCAGCGCCAGCGUCGUCUUGCAGAACCUUGUCGAUGUCUUUUCCUGAGCUUCCCUGUCUUUUCUCGUUACGACAGCUGUAUUUGCUAAUCCUACAAGCCAUACUGUCACACGCUCUACAAAAACACGAGGCUUUGCUUC